Hibiscus syriacus is the source of this 3482-nucleotide messenger RNA. RefSeq lists its product as uncharacterized. The record is from RefSeq and is a predicted model, not a curated record. Lineage: Eukaryota; Viridiplantae; Streptophyta; Magnoliopsida; Malvales; Malvaceae. The transcript has 2 exons. The coding region runs from base 2162 to 3040 and encodes 292 amino acids.
CCUUUGUUGUGCAUUUGCUUCACUGUUUUGCCCUAUUCUUAUAACAAAUUCAGAUUACUUGUUGUUGAUGGUUACAUGGGAUACAAUGCUGGACAGUUACUUGGCCUCCUAGUACUAGAGACAGUAGAAAAAAAGCUAAUAUAUAUGAUAUCAACGUUCAAUAAGAUAGAUCAUAGAGUUAUAGUUAUUGAAGGCUUGUGAAUAUUUAACAGAGUAGCGGUUAGGGUGUGAUGGUGAAUGAAUCAAUGUUUGGUGCUUUACAGUUAGGGUUCCUCGUCUUCAGACUUGUGUAGCUAGCUUUUUUGGAGAAACAACAUCCUUUUAACCAGAUGUUGCAUCAAUAUAUGGUGAUUUACACAAAAAUAAAUAAAAUGUAGCUUAACUGUUGUAACUUUCUGUUUAUGUUUCAAAGAAGUAUACUUAUUACUUAUGCAUGCGCCAGUGUAGAUUAUAAUAACUCUAUUACAAUAAAUCUCCGUUAGAAAUACAUAGUUUAUCCUUUGAGUAAAACACUCUCUACAGUUUCAAUUUAUUUGUCAUGGGAUUUGUGGAUGCAUCUAUAAGUGGUUAUUGCACAAAAAUGAGGAAUCUUUGUUUUGCUGAUAUUUAUUUCCGGGCAUUUCUGUGUUGCUAGCAGCAAUUCGUGAAAGUGAUGGGUUAAUCUUGAUACAAGGACAUCUUCUGCUGGCUGUCUGGUAUGGAUGCAGGAGGAUUCUUGUUAGUUUCGAUGGAAUACCUAGAACGACCAGGAAAAUUCAAGGAACUCAAUGAACCUUCUCUUGAUGAAUGAGCUCUAUAGUUGUCAAAUUCUUUAUUGGUGUAGAAGUGUCUUUUAGUAUUUGCAUGUUUCUCUGCAUCUUCUCUACCCGAAUGGAAAUUCAUGGCAGAACUUGAGAAAGAAAAACCAACUCACUACUUUAUGUUUAUUCCUUGUUUAGGGACUGACUGGUGCUAGUUAAAAUAUUGCUAGAAGAGUUUAUUCUUGGGAUGUUCUCCAUUCCUACUUUAGGAUUUUCCUAAAAUACUGUGUUAAGAAGGAUAGUGCGAUUCUUCACCUUUUUGCAGAAGGACCUUCAAAAGAAUUGCAACAGGAAAUUUUAUAAGAAUCUCAAUUUGUCAAUUUGUAUUUGAGGAGUUGGUUGUUGUGUAUUCUUCACUUCUCUAUAUGGAAUAGAAUUGAGUACUACGUGUUAAGUGAUUUUUGUGUUUCUCACAGGCUUCUCAUGGAUGCAUUGUUUGUUUCUCUUGAUGGCUCUCAAUACAGGAGUCAUUGCGAUAUUUGAGAAAUGAUGAUGAUUACGAUGUUAAUAAUAAUAGCUUAACCCUAUGCAAUACUUAAUUUUAUGAUUCAGUUAGGUGUUUGUGACAUUUCUUUAUUCUCUGCAAAAUUCACACUCACUUUUUACACUUAAAUUGAGCGUCCAAUCACUUGUCUAAGUUUUUUCAAUUCUGGAGUGGAUAAUGCUGAAGCCGUUGGGUAUGGUUAGAUUGUAAAUAUGUAGUUAACGUGACCUAUAUUAUCAUAGCUCUUUGGUUUCCUCUAAUUUAGUAAUGCUAGAUACAUCAGAUACCUUAAAUGGACAAUGGCUUUUUGUUUCUAGGUCUUUUUAAAUAUCAAGUAAAGAAUAAUGAGACACUGAACCUAUAUCCGUUGAACACGAGCACGAAUUGGACACAGAUAUGAAAGACGGGGCCACGUAGAUAUAACAUUGAGAGCGUUAGUGUUUUACUUGAUUUUCCAAAGUUACCCCUUAACUGACUCUCGAUAUUAGGUGCCUAAUUGUUUCUUGACUAGUGGUAGUCGGUGUCCUUUCUACGUGGUGCUGACAUUUGUUUAGAAAGAUUUUGAUUCUCUGUAUUACCAUUUAUGGCUAUACAUUAAAAUGUGUGUUAUUGUAGACAAGGCAGACUUUAAUUUUUUUUUUAAUGAGAAUCUCGCCUAUGGUAACUUUAUUUUCCAUUCAUGCUCUCUAUGGUUUAACUUUCCCAAAUGGCUUUUUCGUCAUUGUUCAAUUUUUGUUAACCACUAUGAUUUCUUUCUUGGCCUUGAAGGCCUAUAAAACGAGACCGUCGUCCUCAUUGCAAGGUCUACAUUAGUUUUCUAGUCUCUCUCUCUCUCUCUUGAAAGUAGCUGAGUUUUCUGUCUUUGUCAGGCUCUACCAUGAAUUUUUGUUCAGGUAGUGAAGAUGCGGAGAAUCAUGUAAGUAGUAAAACAUGCUUCUAUUGCUAUAAAGAGUUCGACAACUAUAGAUCUCUGGGUUUCCAUCUUAGGAUUCAUCAGGAUAACCCGUCUUUGAGGGGCUCAAAUUUUCCCAGUCGUCCAACUGAUUCUGUUGACAUAUAUAGGAACCCUCAUGUUUCCCUACCGAACAGCCUACAGAACUCGGCUGGUGCGAACAACCCGAUUCCAAUCGCUCAAGCUCCACCUCAAUUCGACUACAGUUCAAUGCUCCGCUUGAAUGAAGCAGGCCAGGUUGGCAGGAAUAGAACCACUGGUGGUAAUUACAGAGUCCUUCAAACCCAGAAUGCUGUAGCUUCAUCCAGUAACAGUUCGGCUUUGAGAGCAUUUGUUCCUGCUGAUGCCAGUGCAGCCAGUUCUUCUGCUGUAUAUGCCCCAUUUGGCAGUUUUGUAACCACUGGCCUUGCUUCAGAUUCUUGGUCAUUUAUUGGCUCGAAUGGAAUUUAUCAGUUUGAUACUGAUGAAUUUCAGAUUAGCCAGGAUGGUCUGUCACCCACAUCUCGAGAUGCCUUGGAGAUAAGUCAAGGUCUUUCUCCAUUCUCAGGCACGGAAUAUGUUGGCCAAUCUGAGAGAAGCUUGUCGAGUGGUGAAGGAAGCGAGAGUUCCUCUGUAUUUGGCAACCUAGUGAACGCUGAAGAAUACCCAAGAAUUUCCCCCGAUGUUGAUGUGGAACUGGAGGAUCUGCUGCCAGGAGAGGCUCCUAUCGUCAAUUUUUUUGAACCGACAUCUGCUUCAGAAACUGGUGUUGGCGCUGAAGAGGAAGAAGGGGCCGCUGAUUUGGAUCUGUCGCUGCAUCUUUAGAGUCACGUUGCCUUCACCACCCCAGACAAAGUGUGCUUCUGAAACUCGCCUUGAUGCUUUAAUUUUUAAUGUUGCUGUGCACUGAUCUACAAAGUGAAUGUUCAGUUUGUUUUAAACCAAUGUUAUGAGAAGUCACUUAUUAUGAACUCUCUUGUGGACUGCGGUGUUUGUCAACAUAAUUUGGAGUUUGAAAACUGGGAACUGUCUUCCUGUGGCUGGUUUUACAGAAUCAUAUAUACGUAAGUUAGGGGAAGUUGAAGGAUUGUUUUGGACUUGGCUCUGAAAGUAGAUGCAGGGAAACAAUGCUUGGGUUUAUUAGGCAUUGCCACCUUCAGUUUUUCUCUACUGUAUGUUAUUGUUUGGAGAAUGCUUCUUUUACAUUGUGAUCAGGCCAUGGCAAUGGGACAUAUUAGGCUCUGCUGUCAUCAAAAUUUUCUUUGCA